Molecule: messenger RNA, 1179 nt
Organism: Pochonia chlamydosporia 170
Lineage: Eukaryota; Fungi; Ascomycota; Sordariomycetes; Hypocreales; Clavicipitaceae
Product: glycosyl hydrolases family 43 domain-containing protein
Exons: 1
Coding region: 1-1179 (392 amino acids)
Source: RefSeq, a predicted model, not a curated record
AUGUUUUGGCCAAGACUCGCAAGUGCGGCCCUCCUCCUUGCAAGCCUCGUAUCAGGCUCCUCGCCCAAAUGCUCAACCGACGAUGAUUGCAACCUCAAUGGCAUCUGCUCCCACGGUAAAUGCAAAUGCGACGUUGGUUGGACAUCCAGCGACUGCGGCGCCCUCGACUUAUACCCAGCCUCAAGACAAGCCGGCUACAACCACACAGCCGAGGGGGAAUCAACCUGGGGUUCACACAUUGUCCAAGAUCCCCACGACAAGAAACUCUACCACCUCUUCUAUACGUCCAUGGAACACCACUGCGGUCUGCUGAAAUGGAUCCCCUACAGCAGAAUCAUGCGCGCAGAAUCGCGAACCGGCCCAGAAGGUCCUUACACGAACCCCGUGGAAGUCGUAAGCACCUUCAGCCACAACCCAACCGUGGUCUGGAGCCCAUUCGACAAGAAGUAUCUGCUCUACCAUAUCGGAUGUCCGCAGGCCAUACUCCCGGGCUGCGAUUCCGUCGGCGGCCUCCAGUGCCCGGAUAACCCCGGCGGCCUAGGAAUCUCCGUCAUGUCAAGCAGGGAUCUCCGGUCCUGGGACUUCAAGGGCUAUGUGUUGAAGAAGAGCAACGACUCAACAGCAUGGGACUGGGUGGUCACCAAUCCAUCUGCCUGGCCGUUACAUUCAAGCUCCAGAGAUCCUACUAUGAUUCUUGCCUACCGUGGCAAAGCGGCAGACAAGACGGAAAUGAUUGGUAUUUCUGUAUCCAAGGCCGGCUACGAAGGUCCGUAUAAGAAAAUCGGCACGAAGCCCAUUUUCAAUGCAUUCUGCGAGGACCCAUUUCUUUGGCAGGACAGACGGGGGAAUUAUCAUAUGUUGGUGCAUUCGAUGCGGGAUGGCAACGGCGGUACUCCUGGUGUAAGACAAGUUGGUCGGCAUGCCUUUGCGAGGAUGUACGAAGGACCGUGGACGUUUAAUAAUGAUACGCUUGCGUAUAGUGCUUGGGCAAAUUUCACGGACGGGACUUCGAUUAACUUUUCGAGGAGGGAGCGGCCGCAACUGUUCUUUUCGGAUGAUGGGAGGAUGACGCCGUUGUUGUUGUCGAAUGGGGUGCAGGAGAUGGGAAGCACGCAGAGUUAUUCGAUUAUUACGCCGAUUGGGCGGAAGUCGAGGCUUGGACAGGGCGGGUGUAAGUAG